AUGGUGUUAGUAGGAUUAUUAACAGGUCUCCGAGGACUCGUAAAAACUAAUCACAAUGCAGCGGAUAUUUAUAGUGCCGUUUUCAAACUACAUUAUCGCUUUACGGCAAUGAUGCUCUUUAGUUUUUGUCUUUUAGUUAGCGCCAAUAGUCUAGUCGGAGAUCCCAUCAAUUGCAUGCAUGAUAACAACUCGAAACUAAAAGAUAAGGUCGUAAACACAUAUUGUUGGAUCCAUACGACAUUUACGUUACCAAGGCAUAUUGAUAAAGACUACGGAAGAGGUUUGGCAUACCCUGGCGUUGGCCCUAGUUUACCAGAUGACACGAAAACGCACCAUGCCUACUAUCAAUGGGUACCGUUUGUACUCUUCUUACAGGGUUUGAUGUUCUACGCACCUCAUUGGCUUUGGAAAACAUGGGAAAAUGGCAAGCUGGAAUCUAUUAUUAUGGGUCUAGCCACCCCAUCAAAUAAAGAGGAACGCCGCGAUAAGAUUCAACUGCUGGUCGACUAUCUAUGCAAUUCUCUUCAUCACCACAACUUUUAUGCAUAGUUUUUUUUCUGCGAGUUGCUCAAUAUAAUAAAUUGUUUGUUCAAUAUGUGGUUUAUGAAUAGAUUUUUAGGUGGGAUGUUUCUCACGUAUGGGACGGACGUACUGAGCUUCACGGAGACCAAUCAAGAAGAACGAACAGACCCGAUGAUUGUGAUAUUUCCGCGAGUCACCAAGUGUUCCUUUCAUACAUAUGGGCCUUCGGGUACAGUUGAGAUCCACGAUCUCAUGUGUGUGCUCGCCCUAAAUAUCAUUAACGAAAAGAUUUAUGUUAUAAUGUGGUUUUGGUUUAUUGUAUUGACUGUCAUUAGUAUAACGGCGUUUAUCUAUCGUCUGUUGAUGUUUUACGUUCCCGUCAUCAGGUCGACAUUGCUAUUCCAAAAGCCUGCGAGUAUGCUGCACUACAAGAAAGUCUUGGACCAAAACGUCUCGAAAAAGUUACAGAUUGGCGAUCUUUUCUUAAUAUACCUCUUGAGUAAAAAUAUGGAGAUGCUCUCCUUUGACUCUCUCCUGAGGAAUUGUUUCUCCGAUUGA
Molecule: messenger RNA, 1080 nt
Organism: Penaeus vannamei (Pacific white shrimp)
Lineage: Eukaryota; Metazoa; Arthropoda; Malacostraca; Decapoda; Penaeidae
Source: RefSeq, a predicted model, not a curated record